Messenger RNA from Bipolaris zeicola 26-R-13, 714 nucleotides. RefSeq lists its product as uncharacterized. The transcript is spliced from 2 exons. Gene Ontology annotation, molecular function: metalloendopeptidase activity; zinc ion binding. The record is from RefSeq and is a predicted model, not a curated record. NCBI's taxonomy places the organism in Eukaryota, Fungi, Ascomycota, Dothideomycetes, Pleosporales, Pleosporaceae. Gene Ontology annotation, cellular component: extracellular matrix. Bases 1 to 714 code for a protein of 237 amino acids. Gene Ontology annotation, biological process: proteolysis.
AUGGCGGAUAAUAAAGUCAUCCCCGUCUCAGAACUCACCAAGUAUCCCUGCGAUACGCAGGAGGAGACAGAUCCUUCUUUAGGCCCUGUCCCGAUCUCCAACCGAGCCGGCACCACCAGCGAUAACAACCCAGACGAGCCCGACUCCAUCGUCGUCGGCUACGACGCCAUUGUUCCCCGCUGGGAUAUCCGUACCACCAAGGGAAGAGUCCUCCAAUACUUUGUGCAAGAAGACACCUUCACGUCUCCCGAGCAAGCGCGAAUCGCAGCUAAAGCCUUCCAGGAAGCCGCUGAUACAUGGAACGAGCUCGAGCCCGGCGUCUCCAUCUCCAAGACGAACAAUCAGGAUACCGCACACUUUUACCUCGUGUACAAGCCCAAUCCUACCGUGGGACCGGGCCGCAACACGCUGGCGCGCGCUUUCUUCCCGCAUGAAGUCGACCAGGACGUCAUUGUCUUCUCGCGCGCCUUCGAUGCGGACGCCGUGCCCAUCUUGAAGAACAUCUUCCAGCACGAAAUAGGGCAUAUACUCGGUUUGCGCCAUGAAGGCCCAACGAAAGACCCUAAGCCGAUUAUGAGCUGCAACUUCCCACCCACAAUGCAGGACAUCGAUCGUGAGCAGAUUGCUAAGUUCUACAAGCUGAGAAAUGGGUAUAAGAUAACAGGUGGUCCAGUCACUGACGUUCAGCCUCAGAUUCGACGGAGGAACAGGUAA